Molecule: messenger RNA, 2611 nt
Organism: Cheilinus undulatus (humphead wrasse)
Lineage: Eukaryota; Metazoa; Chordata; Actinopteri; Labriformes; Labridae
Gene: pfkma
Product: phosphofructokinase, muscle a
Exons: 22
Coding region: 149-2491 (780 amino acids)
Biological process (GO): canonical glycolysis; fructose 1,6-bisphosphate metabolic process; fructose 6-phosphate metabolic process
Cellular component (GO): membrane; 6-phosphofructokinase complex; cytoplasm
Molecular function (GO): monosaccharide binding; fructose-6-phosphate binding; 6-phosphofructokinase activity
Source: RefSeq, a predicted model, not a curated record
GGCAGGAUCAGGGACAGUUAGUCUUUAAAGCCUGUACCCUCUCUUGUACCUCCUCUGAAAAGCAGAGUGAAGAAGGAGCAGCAGUGCUCUGUUCUUUUCUCCUUUCCUUUUUCCUGCCUGUGCCCACCUGUCUACCUGAGCUGGAAACAUGUCCAAGAAUCUCCACUCAACCAUGGACCCCACCAAGAUGGGGAUCGGACGCUCCAUUGCUGUGCUGACGUCAGGAGGAGACGCUCAAGGUAUGAACGCUGCUGUCAGAGCAACAGUCAGGGUGGGUCUGUACACCGGAGCUAAAGUCUACUUCGUUCAUGAGGGCUACCAGGGUCUGGUGGAUGGAGGAGACAACAUCCGUCCUGCCACAUGGGAGAGUGUGUCCAUGAUGCUUCAGCUGGGGGGUACUGUGAUCGGCAGUGCUCGCUGUAAGGACUUCCGCUCCAGAGAGGGUCGCAUGACUGCAGCUUGUAACCUGGUGAAGCUGGGCAUCACCAACCUGUGUGUGAUCGGAGGAGACGGCAGUCUUACAGGAGCCAACGAGUUCAGGACUGAGUGGAGCGGCCUGCUGGCGGACCUCCUCAAAGCUGGUAAGAUCACAGACGAAGAGGCAAAGAAAUCUUCCCAUCUGAACAUCGUGGGCAUGGUGGGCUCCAUCGACAAUGACUUCUGUGGCACUGACAUGACCAUCGGCACUGACUCCGCCCUGCACCGCAUCAUUGAGGUGGUGGACGCCAUCACCACGACAGCCCAGAGCCACCAGAGGACGUUUAUCCUGGAAGUAAUGGGCAGACACUGUGGGUAUCUGGCCCUGGUGACGGCUCUGGCCUGUGGCGCAGACUGGGUGUUCAUUCCAGAGAUGCCCCCAGAUGAGGACUGGGAGAACCACCUGUGCAGGAGGUUAACGGAUCAAAGAGCCAGAGGUUCUCGUCUGAACGUGAUCAUUGUGGCUGAGGGCGCCAUUUCCAGAGAUGGCAAAGCGAUCACUUCAGACCAGAUUAAAAAGCUGGUGACCGACAGACUCGGCUUUGACACUCGUGCCACAGUUCUUGGACACGUACAGAGGGGAGGAACUCCCUCCGCCUUUGACAGGAUCCUGGGCAGCAGGAUGGGUGUGGAGGCAGUGAUGGCGCUGCUGGAGGCUACUCCAGAGACUCCCGCCUGUGUGGUCAGCCUGUCAGGGAACCAGGCGGUCAGGCUGCCACUCAUGGAGUGUGUGCAAGUGACCAAAGAUGUGACUGCCGCCAUGGCCGAGGGCAGAUUUGAAGAUGCCAUCAAGCUCAGAGGAAAAAGCUUUGAGAACAACUGGAACACAUACAAGCUGCUGGCUCACAUCAACCCUCCAGAUGUUAAGAGCAACAUCAAUGUGGCCAUUAUGAACAUUGGCGCUCCCUGCGCUGGCAUGAAUGCUGCUGUUCGCUCAGCUGUCAGGAUGGGAAUCAUCCAGGGUCACACCAUGUUGGCUGUAUAUGACGGCUUCGACGGUCUAGCUAAUGGUCAGAUUGAGCCUAUUACCUGGACUUCAGUGAGCGGAUGGACUGGGAAAGGAGGCUCAAUGCUGGGCACCAAGAGAACUUUGCCCAGUAAAAUGUUGGAGGAAAUCAGCCAGAAUAUCGCAAAGUUCAACAUCCAUGCUUUGGUGAUCAUCGGAGGAUUUGAGGCUUAUGUGGGAGGCCUGGAGCUGGUUCAGGCCAGAGAGAAAUACGAGGAGAUGUGCAUUCCUAUGGUGGUCAUCCCUGCCACCGUCUCCAACAACGUGCCCGGCUCUGACUUCAGCAUCGGCGCUGACACUGCCCUCAAUACCAUAACCUCUACAUGUGACAGGAUCAAGCAGUCUGCAGCAGGGACGAAGCGUCGUGUGUUCAUCGUUGAGACGAUGGGUGGAUACUGCGGCUACUUGGCCACCAUGGCUGGUCUGGCUGCUGGAGCUGACGCCGCCUAUAUCUUCGAGGAGAAAUUUAACAUAAAAGAUUUGGAGGUGAAUGUAGAACAUCUUUUGGAGAAGAUGAAAACCACCGUUAAGAGAGGGCUGAUUCUCAGAAAUGAGAGCUGUAACUCCAACUACACCACCGACUUCAUCUUCAGCCUGUACUCGGAGGAGGGAAAAGGCGUCUUUGACUGCCGUAAGAAUGUUCUGGGACACAUGCAGCAGGGUGGCACUCCAACACCCUUUGACAGGAACUUUGGCACAAAGAUGGGGGCCAAGUCUGUCCUGUGGCUGACUGAGAAACUCAAAGAGUGCUAUAGGCAUGGUCGAAUCUUCGCUAACACACCAGACUCUGCCUGUGUGCUGGGCAUGAGGAAGAGGGCUCUCACCUUCCAGCCUCUUGCUGAGCUGAAGGCAGACACAGAUUUUGAGCACCGCAUCCCUAAAACACAGUGGUGGCUGAAGAUCAGGCCCAUCAUGAAGAUCCUGGCGAAGUACAAGAUCAAACUGGACACAUCGGAACACACUGACAUGGAGCAUGUGAUCAAGAAGAGGAGUCCUCUUGGAAAAUAGACUCAACUUUGAAAGAAACAGCUGCAACUCCCUCCACUCUAACCUGAAUGUGGAUCUUUUUUUUUUUUUUGGUCGAAGAAGUCUGAAAAAAAAUACACAAUAAAUUAUAUUUCAAAAGAA